GAUGUUGGAGAGGAGGGAAAAGCUGCAGCAGCAUUGGAUCCACUCCUGAAGUCUGCAACGCGGCAGGUGCUAAGGCGGGCAAUCACUCGCGUCUAGGGCACUAUGACGACACCUACCCUCAAAUUCGUUUACCCCACCUUACCCUGCACGGAAUUGGAUCUUCCUCACAUUCCUCAUCCCGCUGCUGAUGAAAUUGACCUUCACAACAACCAAGCAAUCCAGCAACCACAGCAUCAUACCACAAUUCUUCGGAAGCAAUCAUGUCCGGACGCAUCCCAACAUCGACCUCGGUCAUUGAGUCGGCAGUCAUUGAGGCGCCUUUCAGCAACGUCUGGCACCUGCUCAAGCUCCAGGACUUUGCCAAAUUUUACAGUGCUUUGGACAAGAGCGAGUGGGUCAAGGGCGCAUCGCCAGACACUGACAUUGUCAAAUGGAGCUUCAAAGACGGAACCGUCCUCGAGGUGAAGCAGGAGGAGCACUCUACAAUCGACCACUACAUCACUUACAGUGUCAUUUCGUCCCAGCCCGCCAUUAGCUACUCGUCGGUCGUCAGCACAGUCAGAGCCUAUCCCAUCACUUCCGGCAGCCACGCAGGCCACACCUUUGUUACCUGGAGCGGCAACUUCUCAAGUGACGCCGAUGCUGGUGUCAUUGAGGAUGCCAAGUUCAAGCGCCGCGAGGCCCUUGCGGAUCUCGCCAAGGCUGUCUCGAAGAAGUAAGGUAACAAGGGAAUGCGAAGACUGUGUCUCACAGAAUGUCCUACUUUGAGAACACGCGCGUACAAGUAUUGUCAAUGAGCAUGCACGCCUUUUACGGUUCUUGUGCCUUCCGCUAAUAAUCGAGUCACUAUCAAUUCACGAUACUAAUAUCAACCGCCCCAGAACACAUGACCUGCCGUGAUAUGCUGGAUCGUCAGGUUCGUCACGCGUAAGUUUGCGGUCCCUGUGGGAAAACUUGCCAGAUACACUGCGCUGGUCAUUAUUUCAUUUCUUUGCGACUUCGCUCUUUGCUGCGAGUCCUGUAUGGAAACCACCGUCUUCUCCCCGGAAUAAACAACCCCCUUCGCUGGAAGCAGAACCGUUGCCAACGACAAUCGCUGGGUUGCUCACUGCGAACUCUCUCACGGACUCGGUCGCACCCUUCUCCACCACUUGGGGUGUCGGCUGUGA
Emericellopsis atlantica is the source of this 1169-nucleotide messenger RNA. RefSeq lists its product as uncharacterized. NCBI's taxonomy places the organism in Eukaryota, Fungi, Ascomycota, Sordariomycetes, Hypocreales, Bionectriaceae. The transcript has 3 exons. The record is from RefSeq and is a predicted model, not a curated record. The coding region runs from base 261 to 719 and encodes 152 amino acids.